AGCCAACAUUUAAAAAAUUCUGAAGGACAUUCCUCUUGUUUAGUUUUCUGAUUGACAAUUUAGUCUUUAGGUUCGGUCUUUACAGAUAAAUUUGACUUUGAACAUUAUAGAAGUCUCUACAUGUUGGUCUGAGUAAUACUUUGAUGACUGGCACUGAAAGUGGAGAGGGAAACAAGGGGAUCUGCUAUUUUGGACAUGAUUCUCACCAACAGGGAAGAACUGAUUGAUGAGUUCAGGAUGACGCAGAAUCCCAUCUAUGAUUACCCGAACCCCCAUACCAGUCCCCAGCAGGAGGUGCAGACAUCUCCACGGAACAUCAGUCUGAUGGGCCGGCUACGAUUCACCCAGCCUAUUUGGCUGCAGAUAGACAUCAACUCAGCUACAGCCCUUCACAUUUUGCAUCGUGAACCUCCUGGGACUUUUCUGGUGCGCAGAUCAAACAUGCGACAAUGCAUGGUUCUCUGCCUGCGUCUCCCAGACAAUUCAUCUUCAGGUUUUGUGACUACCUAUUGUCUCCACCGGGAGCCUACAGUCAUCUCACUCGAGGGCUCUGACAUGAAGUUUCCCAGCCUCUUGCAUCUGGUCGCUUCCUACUGCUCCACACCGGACAUUCUCCCUCUCCCUUUGCGUCUUCCCCAUGCCAUCCGGAAGGCCUCAUCCAACCACCAGCUAGAGGCCAUUGCACAUUUGGAACUUGAAUUUUGGAGCUCGUCCUUCAACACCAGGGAACCUGUCCAGCCAGCCCCAUUGGUGCCCCCUGUGGAUGUGGGCAUUGACCCACUGCCGCUUUCGCUACAUAACCCUGAAGGAGAGAACUGCAAGCAGUUGGUCUAGGCAGAUACCACCAGAGACUAAUUUACUGGAAUGCCACUGGGGGACGUGCAUGCCCGGCGUCAGCGCUUCAAGAACAGCAUGAAGGUGCAAGUCUCCACGGAGGCUGCCAGCCCCCUGACCCCUCCAGCUGCCCCGCCACCUCCCAUUCCAGUUUGGAAGAACAGUCCACCUAGUCCACCCCAGUUUCCUGUCUCUUGUGGGGGAAACUGGUCUUCCAGUUGCCACUCAUCAUUUCCAGUUCCCUUAAAAGCCACAGUGACAUCAGAGGCCUACGAUGGGCCCUCUGGUGCACCCCAGUAUCCUGUCUCAGUUCACGUUUCCUCACAAGCCGCAAUGACGGCAGAGGCCUAUGAUGUGCCCUUUGGCACACCCCAGUUUCCUGUCUCAGUUCAAGUUUCCUCACAAGCCACAGUGACAUCAGAGGCCUACAAUGUGCCCUUCGGUGCACCCCAGUUUCCUGCCUCUUGUGGGGGAAACUGGUCUUCCAGCAGCCACCAAUCACCUCACAUUUCCUUACAAGCCACAGUGGAGUCGGAGACCUAUAAUGUGCCCUUCAGCGAUUGUGGGACCAGGGAGAGGGAAGACAUGCAUCACUUUUUGAGGCCUCCUUCAGUAUAGCCUGUUCCCCCUCAGGUCAGCUGUUGCAUGUUACAGAAGAGGAACAGACAGAGUUCUGGAAUAAGUUUUUUGACGUGUCAGCCUACUUAGGACAUCCCAGCCCAUGAGAGGGACAUGGUGGGCCUUGGGGUACCAGGCUUCCUCCCCCAUCCCCCAUCCUCUGAGCCUUCUUGAUACGUUCCAAAAAAUGAGCUUCUGUGGAACUUUGCUGAGGUAGGCAUGUGCCAGGACUUCUAUGAGAAGUUUACUGGUCAAAGCAGGGAGCAAAGAGGUUGGAACAAAAAUUCCCUGGACCCUUUCUAAAUUCUUGGGAGUAAAAUCUGAAACCUGGGAGUAGCAGCUUUUCAGUUCUCUGAGAUUGGGAAAUUGUUUUGUGUGGAUACUGGAGCUGUCUUAUGGGUAUUGUUAGUUUUGUUGUGUUAUUCUAUUUUGCUAUUUUAUGCUAUUUUGUUAUUUUAAAUAUUACAGCCCAAUUUUUCUUCAAUAAACUGAUCAUUCUGCUAA
This is a messenger RNA of Heteronotia binoei (common prickly gecko), 1956 nucleotides long. RefSeq names its product ras and Rab interactor 1-like. The record is from RefSeq and is a predicted model, not a curated record. The coding region runs from base 196 to 834 and encodes 212 amino acids. The transcript has 8 exons. NCBI's taxonomy places the organism in Eukaryota, Metazoa, Chordata, Lepidosauria, Squamata, Gekkonidae.